This is a messenger RNA of Salvia miltiorrhiza (redroot sage), 1467 nucleotides long. Its product is annotated as F-box/kelch-repeat protein At3g23880-like. The record is from RefSeq and is a predicted model, not a curated record. Lineage: Eukaryota; Viridiplantae; Streptophyta; Magnoliopsida; Lamiales; Lamiaceae. Gene Ontology annotation, molecular function: protein binding. Bases 224 to 1384 code for a protein of 386 amino acids. The transcript is spliced from 2 exons.
UUGAGCCCAAUCUCUCUGAUUCCCCGAAAGCCAUAUAAAACUAUUUGUUGGAAAUACAAAAACCUAAAACCCUCGCCUCUUCAAAUACAGAAACCCUCGAAACAUAUAUUGAAGAUUUGGCAGUGGAGAUCGAAAGCAGUAGUCAACAACACCAUCGCCAUGUGACGCCACCACACCCGUACCAUCAUCUUCCUUAAUUUCCGCCGGUUUUGGUCUUGCUAAGAUGAAGAAUGAGAAGAAAGUUCAACAAUUUCUUUCAAGAAGUGCUAGAAUAGGCAGAAGAAGAAGAAGAGUAAGAAGAAGAAGAAGAAGAGGAAGAAGAGGACGAAGAAGAAGAAGAAAUCAGCAAUCUCUCCAUCUUCCGGAAGCAAUCAUUGAAGAAGUACUGUCAAGAUUGCCAGUGCAAUCACUGUUGAGAUUGAGGUGCGUUUCGAAAUCAUGGGGCUCUUUAAUUGGCUGCGAACGCUUCAUCAAAACGCAUCAUCAAAAUUCAAUAAAAAACCCAUCUUUCCCCCAUCAAAGGGUCUUUUUACAGAAGGAAACAUUUGGUAGGUGUGUGCAAUGUUCUCUGCAGUCGUUGUUGAGUUCACGUGUCUCUCCAUCUCCUUUACCUCACCCAACGAAUACUACAUUGAUGCCAUCUCUAACUUUGGGCUGCUAUAAUGGGCUGCUCUGCAUUCUCGACGAACCAAGAAGAAGAAUUGAGUUGUGGAACCCAUCCACUAGAAUCUCCAAGAAACUGCUAGAAAUUUCUAGUCCCAGUUAUGUUUUGAAUUUGGGGUUCGGUUGGGUUGAAUCGAGUGGUGAAUAUAAGGUGUUUGUGCUUUUGGUUGAUAUAAUUGAUAAUGACGAGUGGGAAAGAGUUGGCAAAGUUUAUAGUUCAAAGACAAAAUCAUGGAAAACAAUUGAGUUUUGCGAUGAUUUACUUUCAUGUUGGAUAAGGGGGUGGUUUGCAGGUGGGAAGCUUUACUGGCGGAAGACGGAAGAUGAUCAGAAAGAUAUUAUUUUCUUGGACUUGAAGAGUGAGGUGUUUGGAAAGAUUGAGCUUCCCUUUCAUCAUAAAGAGAUUUACAAUGAAAAAUAUAUUGUGGGUGUGCUUGAUGGCUGCCUUUGCGUGAUAUACUAUAGUCCUUUAUUAUAUUACUAUCCUGGAAUUUCUAGAGUUUGGGUUAUGAAGGAGGCUUGGGAGGAAGUGGCGACUCUUUCUCAUCUUAAUGAGCUGCUUCAACCACCAUUGGUACGUCUAAAUGGAAAGAUUUUGGUAGAUUGUGGAUCCACUUUGUUGGUUUACAAUGUUCAUAAUGUGUUCCGCAUUCCCGAGGCUUCUGCGGGUUUAAGUUCAUAUGUCUAUGUUGAAAGUUUAGUCUCGCCAGAAGAUGUAUGAAAGAUGGAAGUAUAAUCUUAGAAGAUGAUAACAUUAAUGUUUACAUAGUUUGAUUUGAUUACAAAUGGUUGUGUUUUGUUUCU